GGGCAACGUACCAUGUGCCCAAGCGGGGGCGUGGCCAUCCACGUGACCGGACGCCGCGGGUGGUUCUGGGUAACGUCACGUGACAGACCCGGUCAUUUUCCUGGCGGGGGCGGAGUGGAAGCUCAUCACGUGACACGCGGCGGGACUGCGCCGAGGUGGUCACCUCUGGCAUCCUCAGGCUCGCUGGAGUUGGUGACUCGCGCGCUCCGUUGGAGACCGAGUUCCCCCGCUGGCCCUUGGGGACAGGCUGAGAUAUUCUGGUUGCGAACGGGAACGCCGGAGAGCUUGGGACAUUCAGAGGAGGGAUACGCGCCUGUAGAUUGUUACAACUGUGGCAAGUGAUGGAGUCAUCUUAGUUUUAGAUGGGAGAAGAACUUGGCAUAAGCAAUUAGAAUGAAAGAGCCUUUGGAUGGUGAAUGUGACAAAGCAAUGGCACAACAAGGGCUUCUGGACAAAAUUAAAGAAGAACCUGAUGAUGCUCAUGAAUACGGAUGUCAAGAAAGUGAACUAAAAAUUAGUGCUGUGUUUUCAGCCAGUGACCCUUCUCUUGGCUUUCAGGUUGGUCUACCGUCAUCCGGCCCAAGUACAUCAUUUCCUGCAGUUACAGCUGGUCAAGUGUUUUGUUUUGGUUGUAAAAAACUGCUUCGUAAGGGGCAACCUACAUACCGUAAGGCAGGAUCUGCUCAUCUUUUCUGUUCCAUGGGAUGCAUCAUCAGAUUCUCCUCAGCGGUCUGCGGGCCACCUCUUCCCAAGAGAACCUGUGCACACUGUUCCAAAGACAUUUUAAAUCCGAUGAAUGUGAUCACAACUCAGUUUGAAAAUUCCUCUCUCUGCAAAGAUUUCUGCAGCCAGUCAUGCCUGUUUUCUUAUGAGCUAAAGAAGCCUGUUGUUACCAUAUAUACCAGUGGCAUUUCAGCUAAGUGCACUAUGUGUCAGAAGGGCACUGGCAAUCUAGCCCCGAAGCCACUCUAUGCCUUGGGGAAUUCAUCGAGGCUGUCUGCUGAAAUGAUUGAGACUACAAAUGACUCAGGAAGAACAGAGCUUUUCUGCUCUAUUAACUGCUUAUCUGCUUACAGAAUUAAGACUGUUAUUUCUUCAGGUAUACAGGUUGUGUGUCAUAGUUGUAAAACUGCAGCAGUCCCUCAGUAUCACCUAGCAAUGUCAAAUGGAACUAUUUGCAGUUUCUGUAGCUCCAACUGUGUGUUGGCUUUCCAGAAUGUAUUUAACAAGCCAAAGGGAAGAAGCUCUUCAUUGGCACCCAUGGCUCAGGGCCAGAAGGUGCUGAGCACACCCCUGCAGUCUGCAGUGUCAGCAAGAAAAGAUGCCCCUGCCUCCUCCUUCAGUGGCCCCAUCAGCAACCCUGCUGCAGUAGCUCUGGAGACUCUUGCUAAACAGUCCCACCAGACGGCUUUGGGCCAUUCAUUCUUGAAGCUCACAUGCCUGCAGUGUAGCCUUCUGUUUGCCACAAAACCAGAGCUGCUUUUCUACAAGGGUAGAAUGUUUAUGUUUUGUGGCAAGGCUUGCUGUGAUGAAUACAAAACACAGAAUAAAGUUAAGGCCUUGUGUGACUACUGUAAGCUACAGAAGACCAUAGAGGAUACAGUACGGUUCUCAGGGGUUGACAAGCCCUUCUGUAGUGAAGUUUGCAAGGUCCUCUCGGCUCGAGACUUUGGGGAAAGAUGGGGAAACUACUGUAAGACGUGCAGUUACUGUUUACAGACGUCUGCAAAUUUUGUGGAAAAUCAGCUGGAAGGCAAGCUCCAGGUUUUCUGCUGUGAAGAUUGCAUGUCUAAGUUUACAGCUCUGUUGUACCAGACUGCCAGGUGUGAUGCUUGUAAACGUCAGGGUAAGCUCAGUGAGUCCUUGAAAUGGAGAGGCAACGUCAAAUACUUCUGUAACCUGUUUUGCGUCCUGAAGUUUUGCCAUCAGUAUAGUGUGAAUGACCCAAUUCCACAAAGAAAAGUAUUUGUGCUCCCAAAGCCAGCACAGAUAAUUAUUCCUAAGGCACAAACUGCUGUGACCGCACUCCCUUCUCCAAGGAUAGCUACAACACCGGUUAUAACCAGUGUGACAUCAUUGGCAAAAAUACCUGCACUUCAGCCCACCAGGAAGACUAACAGUGUUUUAACAGGUGCUGGUCCUACAGAGGCAACAAAGAUCACUGGAAAUGGAAGUGCACAGGCACCUGCUGAGAGACUUGAGCCUUCUCAGUCCCCUAAGCUUCUGAAGAACAAAGCCAUAUUGUGCAAGCCAGUCACACAGACCAAGGCCACCUCCUGCAGGCCACAUACCCACCAUGCUGCAUGCCAGACAGAUUUACCUCUGCCAGAUGGGAAAAAUGAAGAACCUAAUUCUCCACCUGCAAAGAAAAGAAGAAUAGACUUUUUCCAAACUUACAAUGCAGAAUAUAUCAAAUUUGGUUUCAUUAUCUGUUCUGGAUCAAAGGAAAAUUCAUUGAGCCCACAGUGUGUCAUUUGUGGAGAGGUCUUACCUAGUGAAAGUGCGAUGCCAGUAAGCCUUUCUAACCAUUUGAAGGCAAAACAUUCAGAUUUAGAGAACAAGCCAGUAGACUUUUUUGAGGAAAAAUUACUUGAAAUGGAAUGUCAAAACGGUUCUUUAAAAAAGUGUUUACUAGUUGAAGAGUCACUUGUGAAAGCUUCUUAUUUAAUCGCUUUCCAAAUUGCUGCCAGAAAUAAGCCAUUCUCGAUUGCUGAAGAAUUAAUUAAACCAUAUUUAGUAGAAAUGUGUUCAGAAGUUUUGGGUUCAAGUGCUGGAGACAAAAUGAAAACUAUCCCUCUUUCUAAUAGCACAAUUGGGUGCAGGAUCAAGAAACUGUCUGAAGACAUUGAAGACCAGCUGCUGCAGAAGGUUCGGGAGUCCAGGUGGUUUGCCCUUCAGGUGGAUGAGUCGUCCGAGGUCACAGAAGUGCCGCUUCUCCUCUGCUAUGUCCGCUUCAUUGACUAUGACUAUGGAGAUGUGAAAGAAGAAUUAUUAUUUUGCACUGAAAUGCCUUCUCCGAGCACAGAUCUUGAAGUGUUUGAAUUAAUAAGUAAAUUUAUUGAUAGCAGAUCUCUGAAUUGGAACCACUGUGUUGGUUUCUGUACUGAUGGGGCUGCAAGCAUGACUGACAGGUAUUCUCGUUUAAGGUCAAAGAUCCAAGAAAUUGCCAAGAAUACAGUGACAUUUACACAUUGUUUCAUUCACCGUGAACACUUAGCAGCUGAAAAGCUAUCUCCAUGCUUACAUGAAGUUCUUUUGCAGUCAUCACGAAUUUUAAGCUUUGUAAAGAACAGUGCCUCAGAUUCACAAAUGUUGAAAAUUUUGUGUGAAGAGAUGGGAUCUGAGCAGGUGAAUUUACCACUUAAUGCUGAGGUACGCUGGCUGUCAAGAGGGAAAAUUUUAACAAGAUUAUUUGAACUGAGACAUGAAAUUGAAAUAUUUUUAAAUCAAAAGCAUUCAGAUUUGGCCAGGUAUUUCCAUGAUGAAGAGUGGGUUGCAAAGCUAGCCUACUUAGCAGAUAUAUUUUCACUUAUAAAUAAAUUAAAUUCAAGUCUCCAAGGAACCAUGACUACUUUUUUCAAUUUGUAUAAUAAAGUUGAUGUAUUUAGGAAGAAGCUAAAAAUGUGGUUGAAGCGUGCACGAGAGCAUGAUUAUGGUACGCUCCCCCUGUUUUCUGAGUUCUUAGACUCAUCAGGUGUAGGUGUGAGAAACAUUGCUAGCGUGAUUUUUGAGCACCUGGAAGGACUUUCUCAGCUAUUCCAUGACUGUUACCCUCCAGAAGAGGACCUGCGUUCGGGAAAUCUGUGGCUCAUGGAUCCUUUUGCCAGUUACCAGAAUAGCAAUCUCACUGACUCUGAAGAAGAAAACCUCACAGCAUUAUCUUCUGAUACGAGAUUCCAGUCAGUUCAUAAAUCAAUGUCUGUCACGCAGUUUUGGAUCAAUGCAAAGACAAGUUACCCCCAGCUCCAUGAAAAGGCAAUGAAGCUGCUGCUGCCCUUCUCAAGCACCUGUCUGUGCGACACUGCCUUCUCGGCCUUGGCUGCAUCUAAACCAACAGACCCUCGGACUUACGGUCCCACCCUAAGACUGGCAGUCACAUCAUUAGUUCCAAGGAUAGACAAGUUAGCAAAGGAGAAAAAGUAGAAUUGUAUUGCUUAUCGUCAGAGUGUACAAUUUUGUGUUAAAUUUUGUAUAUGUAUCCUAAAAUACAAUUUGCUAAUGUAUCUGUAUUUUCAGUGAUGAAAUGUUUUAAUAUUUUUCCUUUGUUGUACAGGGAUUUAAGAAUUGUGGAACUGAGUAUAAUUAUAUAUAAUUUUAAUAACACAAGGGAGAAAAUGUG
Molecule: messenger RNA, 4339 nt
Organism: Mastomys coucha (southern multimammate mouse)
Lineage: Eukaryota; Metazoa; Chordata; Mammalia; Rodentia; Muridae
Gene: Zmym6
Product: zinc finger MYM-type containing 6
Exons: 15
Coding region: 394-4143 (1249 amino acids)
Molecular function (GO): zinc ion binding
Source: RefSeq, a predicted model, not a curated record